AUGGCCAAUACGAGUGACUCCACCACGCCUGGCGGCUCCGGUCUGCGUCUGCCGUCUACGCCGCCGUCGCCGACCCUGUCACGACGCUAUCUGGCCAGCCGGCGCGGCUCCUGGGUGGAAGAUGCUCCGGAUGAGCGCACAUCGCUUCUGCAGGGCGUCCGAUCUCGGCCAUAUACGCAUGGCAGUGCCCGGCGUCCCUUCAUCGUCCAAUCUCAGAGCUUUGGCGGCAGCAUCAACUCGCGUCACCACAGUCGGACUGGCUCGUGGGGCCAGCGUCUCGCACACGCGCUCACAGACCGGCAGGACUCGUCCAUGGUCGAGUCCAAGGCGUCGCUCGCGUCUGACGAGCGCGUGUGGUACGACCAGUUCACGUCGACCGACUGGGUCCACGACAGUAUCGCCGACGCGCACCGUGUCAAGGCGCUGCGCAGCCGCAAGGAUUUCUGGGGACGCGUCUACGUCCUGUUCGACGGCGUGCAGGGCUGGCUGCUCUCGGCCCUGGUCGGCUUUCUCGUGGCCGUCAUGGCCUACACCAUUGACGUGACCGAGGCCGUCAUCUUUGACUACAAGUACGGAUACUGCACUUCCGCGUGGUAUUACACUGAAAAGCAAUGCUGUCCCCAUGGCGCAUGCACAAAUUGGCGUGAAUGGGGCGAGGUCAUGCGCAGCAGCGGCGUCGUCGAGAAAUGGGCCGAGUACGGCGCGUACAUCUGCGGCGCCAUCAUCCUGGCCUCGGCCUCGUGCUUGCUAACCCUCACCACCAAGACGGUUGUGUCACCUUCGUACCGGCUGUCCACGCUGGACGAGAACCUGGCUGCCGAGCCUGUUCCCAUGACCGAGGACGACCAUAGUGCAGAUGGCGAGGCCACUGUCGUGAUUGGCAGCUCUGGCGGCAUCGACGACGCUCCGGCUCCGGUCAACAAGCCUGCCCGGGCUCCCCCCACGGUGUACUACACGGCUGCUGGCAGCGGUGUGGCCGAGGUGCGGGUCAUUCUCAGCGGCUUCGUGCUCCAUGGCUUCCUCGGCUUCCAGACACUUGUGGUCAAGUCUCUCGGCCUCGUGCUCAGUGUGGCCUCAGGCCUCAGUCUGGGCAAGGAGGGACCCUAUGUGCAUAUUGCCACCUGUGUCGGCAACAUUGCCUGUCGACUCUUCUCCAAGUACGACCAGAACGACGCCAAGCGCCGGGAGAUCCUGUCGGCAGCGGCUGCCUCGGGCGUGGCCGUAGCGUUUGGCGCUCCGCUGGGCGGCGUCCUGUUCUGUCUCGAGGAGGUGGCCUACUUCUUUCCGGCCAAGACGCUCUUCCGCACCUUCUUCUGCUGCAUCACGGCGGCCCUGACGCUCAAGUUCCUAAACCCCUACGGCACGCACAAGAUUGUCAUCUUCCAGGUCGACUACGACAUGGACUGGGAGUACUUUGAGCUGGUCAGCUUUGUGGCUGUCGGCAUUCUGGGCGGCGUCACCGGCGCGGUCUUCAUCAAGGCGUCACGCCUGUGGGCCAAGCUAUUCCGCGGCAUCCCGCUCAUCAAGACCCAUCCGCUGCUCGAGGUCGUUUUGGUGGCGCUGGUGACGGGCAUCGUCAGCUACUGGAACGUGCUGACGAAGCUGUCCGUGACGAAGCUGCUCUACAACCUCGCAGCGCCGUGCGACGUCACCGACAACAACCUGGACGACCUCAGCAUCUGCCCGUCGGAGAAGGACGACAUCCCGCCCAUCUUGAUGAAGCUCUUUGGGGCCUUUUUGAUUAAGGGAAUCCUGACGAUCAUCACGUUUGGAAUUAAAGUCCCCGCCGGCAUUUACGUGCCGUCCAUGGUUGUGGGAGGCCUCAUGGGCCGCCUGGUCGGUCACGUGGUUCAAUGGGUUGUGCUGCAGACGCCAACAUGGGCGGUCUGGAGCAGCUGUGCGGCUGCAGGCGGGACGGGCUGCAUCCAGCCGGGCGUGUACGGACUGGUCGCGGCCGGGGCGACCAUGUGUGGCGUCACCCGGCUAUCGGUGACGCUGGCUGUCAUCCUAUUUGAGAUUACGGGUAGCCUGGAUUACGUCCUGCCGUUCUCGCUGGCCAUUCUGGUAGCCAAGUGGACGGCCGACGCGAUCGAGCCGCUGUCGAUCUACGAUCUGCUGACCGAGAUGAACUCGUACCCCUUCCUCAACAACAAGCACAAGCCCAUCUUUACGUCGGACCUGGCCGACAUUGUGCCGCGUGUGCGCCGCGAGCGUAUUAUUGAUAUCUCGUCGUCGCCGCUGGUGCGGGCCACCGUGCUCCGUCAGAAGCUCGAGAUUGUGCACCGGGCCGGCGAGAUGGACGGUGGACUGCCCAUUGUGCGACACGGCAUUCUCGUCGGCCUGAUUCCCGCACCCGACCUGGAGUUUGCCCUGGACAACCUGCGGGACGAGGCGACUAGCCUGUGCUUGAUGGCUCAUGUGCCGAGCAUCGACGACUCGGACGAUGGAGAGACGGUUGUGGAUCCGACCGACUUCACGCCCUACAUCGACCGGGCCCCUGUUGCGUUGGACAUCAGGUCACCCAUGGACCUGGUCUACCAGUGCUUUGCCAAGCUGGGGCUCCGGUACAUCUGCGUCCUCCGAGACGGCCAAUAUGCCGGCAUGGCCCAUAAGAAGACGUUUGUGCGAUAUGUCCGUGAUCUGGAAAAUCACGAGGGGCACAUGUGA
Grosmannia clavigera kw1407 is the source of this 2667-nucleotide messenger RNA. Its product is annotated as voltage-gated chloride channel protein. The coding region runs from base 1 to 2667 and encodes 888 amino acids. The record is from RefSeq and is a predicted model, not a curated record. The transcript is spliced from 5 exons. NCBI's taxonomy places the organism in Eukaryota, Fungi, Ascomycota, Sordariomycetes, Ophiostomatales, Ophiostomataceae. Gene Ontology annotation, biological process: chloride transport; transmembrane transport. Gene Ontology annotation, cellular component: early endosome; membrane; Golgi apparatus. Gene Ontology annotation, molecular function: voltage-gated chloride channel activity.